AUGUUGGCGUCUUCGCCCUCGCCUUCAACGGCUGCAUUACGCUCCCCGCUUCCUUCAACUUCGGGGUCGCAUUCUCAUUCCCACUAUGAGCCGGCUGGCGCUCCACAAUUCAAUAGUCCUCGAUCUUCGCGUCUCGCCAUUGACGAACUUCGCUCGGCCUUGAAUCGACAUACUGUCGAUCCCUCCUCUCCUGAGACUUCAGGGGAUCUUCAAUGCAGGCGCGCAUCCACAUCCGACACUUUGAAGACCCUGGUCAAUAAUUCGGCCUUGGCUUCGACCCCCCCAAUCAGCCACUUCUUCCGCUCUGACUGCCACCACCCCGGCGACUGCCACCUCUACAAAUCCACCCCCGAUCUCCUCCCCCGCCCCCUCGAUGCCCGCCCCUACCUCGGGUUCCAACAAGCGCAAUAG
Messenger RNA from Penicillium mononematosum, 411 nucleotides. RefSeq lists its product as uncharacterized. The record is from RefSeq and is a predicted model, not a curated record. Bases 1 to 411 code for a protein of 136 amino acids. The transcript has a single exon. NCBI's taxonomy places the organism in Eukaryota, Fungi, Ascomycota, Eurotiomycetes, Eurotiales, Aspergillaceae.